AAAAUCAUAUACAUUUGGGUUAUAUAUGAUAAUGAAACGCUAUUCAGAAGUUCUGUAAUACGCGUGAAUGCACGUGAGCGCACUGCACUGCAUCACUGGCGCGCGCUUCGGGGAAAUCCUCAGACAAAACAUAGACAAAUAGGGUUUUUUUCUGUUUGCAGGAAAAUCAUGAACAUAUAUAAUCAGAGUGGUGGAGGUGUUGUGUCGGAGAGCCGUGCAGACUCGGAGACACCGGCUAAGCUGCUGUUUGGCAUUGGUACGGACAACCUGGUGACGCUGCUGGUGUUCGGGCUGAUCUUCGCGCUCGGGGUGGUGGGAAAUUCGCUGGUGAUCGCCGUCCUGGUGCGGCGCAGAGCGAGGCAAAGCCGCGGCACCACUAACAUCUUCAUCUUUAACCUGGGUGUGGCUGACCUGUCCUACCUGCUGUUCUGCGUGCCCUUCCAGUCCACCGUCUACAUGCUUCCCACGUGGGUGCUCGGCGCCUUCAUCUGCAAGUUUGUGCACUACUUCUUCACCGUGUCCAUGCUGGUGAGCGUCUUCACGCUGUCCGCGAUGUCCGUGGACCGCUACGUGGCCAUCGUGCACAGCCGGAAGUCCUCGUCUAUCCGCGUGGCGCGGCACGCGCGGCUCGGGGUGCUGGGCAUCUGGGCGCUCUCGCUGGCUAUGGCCGCGCCGGUCGCUUACCACCAGCGCAUCGUGGAGACCGAGGAUAACAGCACAUUCUGCUGGGAAGUGUGGUCUGAUCCCAAGAGCAGGAAAGUCUACGUGGUGUGCACAUUUGUCUUUGGCUACCUGUUGCCCUUGAUCCUUAUUUCUUUCUGCUACGCAAAGGUACUGAAUCAUUUACACAAAAAUCUGCGAAACAUAUCUAAGAAGUCAGAGGCAUCGAAAAAGAAGACAGCACAGACCGUUCUGGUGGUGGUGGUGGUCUUCUGCCUGUCCUGGCUUCCCCAUCAUGUGGUGCAUCUCUGGGUGGAGUUUGGUUCGUUCCCCCUGAACCAGGCUUCCUUCCUCUUCCGUGUGGUGGCUCACUGUCUGGCCUACAGCAACUCCUCAGUCAACCCCAUCAUCUACGCAUUCCUCUCUGAGAACUUCAGGCAAGCCUACAAGCAGGUGUUUCAAUGCCAGGUGGGCAGUGAAUGCCCAACACAGGACGCUCGAGAAACAAGAAACAAGAUGGAGAAAGUUCCACCCACUAACUGCACCACGGUUUAACUUCCUACACCCAUUGACUUGACUUUGUUUUGCUCGUUUAGUGCUGGAGAUUGCUUCAGGUACAAGUGGCAGAUGUAGUGGACAAGCUGUAGUCUUUUUCUGUCCUGUAAUCAAGCACAGUCUCACAAUUCAAGCUGUUUUCUCAUUUUAUUUAUGGUCUCUGAUAUAACCUAAUAUAAAUUUUGCAGGGAGAAAAAUGCUAUUCUGUACUAUGUUAAUAAGUGCUGUGAAAUAUUUGAAAUUUUUUUUUUUUUUACCCAUUGUCUUUCUGGAUUUUUUUUUUUUAAAGUCUGGACGUAUCUAUGACUUGAAAUUGAUGUUUCGAGAUUCGCACUUUGACCUGGACCAGAACAUUUCAGCUUGUUUGAUGUUUAAUUACUCUGUGUAGAAUAUUGUUUCAGUAGCAUUACUUAAAUUACACUUCUACCAUCUACCACAUUGCCUCCACCCACCACCUGAUCCCAAGAGGAAGAAGAAAAAUGGACCAGGAAUAAGCCUGUAUACGCCUGAACUAGGAGCAUCAACGUCCACAGAGACCAAACAAGAAGCUGGAAUAGACAAAGAGGCUAUACUAUUAGAAGUCUGGAAAUACACAGAAAAAAACAUUUCACUCUUUUUUAAAGCAACAGUUUAUGAUAGUAAAGUUACACAGUAAAUCUUGAAUUAUUUAAAUGAUUUAAAUUAGUUUAAAUGGUGACACCAGGCUUUAAACUCAUUGAGAAUCAUAAAUAGUAUAUUACAGAAAUUGGAUUAAUGUUAUUUAUGCAAAUGAGAAGAAAAAAAACGCAGGUGAGGACAACCUUACAGCCUUGGAUGAGUCAAUGUUUGUGCACAUUCACGGACACAGUGACGCACAUGUGGACUUGUUUUUGGACUGGUUUAUACAAGCUCUGCUGGCCGGAAAUUGUGCUUCCACAAAACAGGUCACCCCCCUGUGUGCUGUGUGUGUUGAUAGAGUCAUUUUCAAGACUCCUGGGUUCACUCACCAGUGCCCUAAUCUGGAUGUUCAUCUUGUACCCCUGUCUGAUCUGUCUCCAUCUGAGCUAACUUCACUUUCUCACAUUUAUGCAGGUAAUAAAUGAUUUAGUUAAAUUGUCCCUUGUGGCUUAGAUGCACCAUUUUAGGGGAGCAUCAUUAUGACAUCACUUGACUAUACACCACAGUGUCAAGGUGUAUUAUUAGCAUUAGCUUUUUUACUUUGGUGUCUGUUGAAAUGACUUGUCACAUGAAUAGAUUAUAUAUUAGAUCUCUAUGUACUCUUCUACCAAGUCAUUGUGCUUCAGGUACAUCAGCAAAUACGAGUGAGACAAUUCUAUGUAAAUAAUUCUGACAUUAUUGGCCUAAUGUGGCUUUUUAAAAAUGAAUUCAACAUCAUCCCUGACAAGGGAACUAGUUUUGAAAAAUAUAAACAAGAAAGAAAAGUGUAUUUAAGUAUAAUUAGUAUGAAAAGUACAUACUUUUAAUGUCACCACUAUUCAUUUCUUUACAUGUAUUUAAAUUCUAACGAUAUUGUAAGUGCAAUUUGUUGUGAUUUUGAGUGAUUCUUUCAAACAACAUAAGAUGCACUCAAGUAGAUUUAAGAGUAUCAUUUAUAUACAUAAUUGUUAUUACACGUGAACUACAUUAUAAAUACAGAGGAGAGCCAGCAAAAAAUGGAACACGGCACAAUUGUAACAUGCUUGUUUUCUCUAAAUGAUCACAUGGAACUGCGACUUCAUUACAUGCAUAUAAACAUCACUUCUCCUGUCUGUCUGGAAAAAAAACAGAGGGAUUCAUCCAUUCAUCCUGGAGAAAUGUGCAAAAAAAAAAAAAACUUUUUUCUGCCAUAUAUAUACAAGUAUGUAACUAAAGCUGAGUGACACCAACUUAUUUGGUGCCUAUUUGGUGCUUGGACCCCUAAUAAGCAACACAUAUUACCAACAGGGUUGAAAACAAAGUCAAAUAUCAUAUAAAGCUUUACUAUGGACUACAAGAUAAGAGAAUUUCAAGCAACAACAAUAGCACCAAAGACAAAAUCUAUAUAACUUUGAAACCCAGCAGACUUAACUCAGUUCUCAUAGACAGCUAAUGAUUGAUGCUAGUGGUAUUCCAUCAGGACCUAAUUCCAGGAGACAUAGGGAUCAAAUUGUUCUUGGCCGCCCACUGCUGGACAUAAGAAGGUUCUGUGUGUAUGUGUGUGUGUGUGUGUGUGUAUGUGUGAGACACAGAGAGAUUUCUCCAAUUCGCCUUAGGCUAUACCAUUCAUAUUAUUAUCUUGCAUUUGUGGCUAGUAUUAUAAAAAUAAAAUAAAAUGAUUUUAAUAUUGCAUGUUCAAUGAAGAAAACAAGAAG
Molecule: messenger RNA, 3545 nt
Organism: Pangasianodon hypophthalmus (striped catfish)
Lineage: Eukaryota; Metazoa; Chordata; Actinopteri; Siluriformes; Pangasiidae
Gene: galr1a
Product: galanin receptor 1a
Biological process (GO): positive regulation of cytosolic calcium ion concentration; negative regulation of adenylate cyclase activity; G protein-coupled receptor signaling pathway
Cellular component (GO): membrane
Molecular function (GO): galanin receptor activity
Source: RefSeq, a predicted model, not a curated record